Messenger RNA from Closterium sp. Naga37s-1, 883 nucleotides. The record is from the annotation of a GenBank genome assembly. Lineage: Eukaryota; Viridiplantae; Streptophyta; Zygnematophyceae; Desmidiales; Closteriaceae.
UGCAAGCGCUUGUGGCUCUGGGGUUUCUCUGGGGGAGCAACGCUUCAAACUUGUUCUGUGACGAGUGGAAGAAGGUGAUCGAAGACUAUCAUGGGUUCGAAGUUGGUUCUUGGGAAGUGGCGUGCGACCCACACGGCAUGGUCACCGACCUGCACAUUGGGAAGCCUCAGUCGUUGGGCCCCGUUUAUCAAUACUAUAGUGGCGACACAGCAGACAUUCUCUCGAUCCAGUCGCUCAUGGGCCCCUCUAUGAUGCAAGGCUCCAUGGACGACCUCUCGUGUCUCGCCCCGCUCACUCGCCUCAAGGACCUCACUCUCACGAGUCUCAACCUGACUGCCGGAGAGCUCCCUUCCUCUUUAUCCGCCCUUGCUUCACUCUCCCACCUUGACCUAAGUUUCCUCCCCAUCACCCGCUUUCCGCAAUGGAUCGGUUCCCUCUCCAACCUCACUCAUCUGGAUGUCACCGGCAACUUUAGCGUCCACCGCUCGCAACCAUUCCCCACUGGAUUGAUGGCGCUCACAUUGCUGCAACAUCUGCGGCUUAGUUUGAAUGGCUUCACUGGAUCUAUCCCCUCCACCAUCUCCGCCCUCUCCGGCCUCAGUGAAUUUCAGCUCAAUUUCAACAACAUCUCAGGGAGCAUCCCUGCCAGCAUCACCAACCUCCUUAAGCUGCAAGACCUGCAGCUCAAUUUCAACAACAUCUCAGGGAGCAUCCCUGCCAGCAUCACCAACCUCUUUAACCUGCAAGACCUGGGGCUCUCCUUCAACAAUCUCACCGGCGCCGUUCCUGCCAUCACUAGCGAAUCCCUGAAGUACUUGCGUCUCUCCUUCAACAAUCUCAUCGGUGCCGUUCCUUCCAUCACUAGCUCAAACCUUGAUACCUU